AUAUGUCUCUACCUUCCCCUUACUGUGUUACUGUGUGGGCAUACUGUCUCUACCUUCCCCUUACUGUGUUACUGUGUGGGCAUACUGUCUCUACCUUCCCCUUACUGUGUUACUGUGUGGGCAUAUGUCUCUACCUUCCCCUUACUGUGUGGGCAUACUGUCUCUACCUUCCCCUUACUGUGUUACUGUGUGGGCAUACUGUCUCUACCUUUCCCUUACUGUGUGGGCAUGCAGUCUCUACCUUUCCUUACUGUGUGGGCAUACUGUCUCUACCUUCCCCUUACUGUGUUACUGUGUGGGCAUAUGUCUCUACCUUCCCCUUACUGUGUUACUGUGUGGGCAUAUGUCUCUACCUUCCCCUUACUGUGUGGGCAUACUGUCUCUACCUUCCCCUUACUGUGUUACUGUGUGGGCAUAUGUCUCUACCUUCCCCUUACUGUGUGGGCAUACUGUCUCUACCUUUCCCUUACUGUGUGGGCAUACUGUCUCUACCUUCCCCUUACUGUAUUACUGUGUGGGCAUAUGUCUCUACCUUCCCCUUACUGUGUGGGCAUACUGUCUCUACCUUCCCCUUACUGUGUUACUGUGUGGGCAUAUGUCUCUACCUUCCCCUUACUGUGUUACUGUGUGGGCAUAUGUCUCUACCUUCCCCUUACUGUGUGGGCAUACUGUCUCUACCUUUCCCUUACUGUGUGGGCAUACUGUCUCUACCUUCCCCUUACUGUGUGGGCAUGCAGUCUCUACCUUCCCCUUACUGUGUGGGCAUAUGUCUCUACCUUCCCCUUACUGUGUGGGCAUACUGUCUCUACCUUUCCCUUACUGUGUUACUGUGUGGGCAUACUGUCUCUACCUUCCCCUUACUGUGUGGGCAUACUGUCUCUACCUUUCCCUUACUGUGUUACUGUGUGGGCAUAUGUCUCUACCUUCCCCUUACUGUGUGGGCAUACUGUCUCUACCUUUCCCUUACUGUGUGGGCAUGCAGUCUCUACCUUCCCCUUACUGUGUGGGCCACUCUACUGUAGAUAGUACUGUGGCUAUUCUCUGUGUGCGCCUGCCUGGCCGACCAGACCGUUACUCAACAGACCAACCUCACUGUGCUGUGUGAUGGGCUGGGGGUUGCUCUGUUAGACUUUACCUAUUUCUUUAUUGGACUUCCUCUUCAGUGAGGUAGAGCGAUAGAGAGAGAGACACAGGUAGAGAGGUAGAGAGAGAGACACAGGUAGAGAGGUAGAGAGAGAGUGAGGUAGAGCGAUAGAGACACAGGUAGAGAGGUAGAGAGAGAGUGAGGUAGAGCGAUAGAGAGAGACACAGGUAGAGAGGUAGAGAGAGAGUGAGGUAGAGAGAUAGAGAGAGACACAGGUAGAGAGGUAGAGAGAGAGUGAGGUAGAGCGAUAGAGAGAGACACAGGUAGAGAGGUAGAGAGAGUGAGGUAGAGCGAUAGAGAGAGAAACAGGUAGAGAGGUAGAGAGAGAGUGAGGUAGAGAGAGCGGACCAUGUGUUACAUGUGAGUACAGUGAGCAAGCUACUAGUACAAAUCCUAACACGGCCAUUAAAUAAAAGGGGUCUCUAGCAAAUGUGUAUUCCAGGCAUGACAGAGACAGAGACAGGGUGGUCUACAGGGAGUCUACAGGUGUGGGCCUCCUUCCCUCCCCUCCCUCUCUGAAGAUGCAUCCUGGAGCCGACAGACUGAAUGGACAUACAAGAUGUGGCAACGAGCGGCCAUGGCAGACAUUUUGUCUGAGGCUGAUGCAAAGACCCUUUCCUAAUGGUGGAUCAAUUACACAAACUCUGAAACACAAACAUGUAUUACUGUUUGACACACCAAAAAGGGACCAUGAUGUACCCGGAGAAUCUAAAGUGAUUAAGCUCAUUUAAUAUGGAAAGCACUGUGAGAUAUAGAGGUGAAUUGUCUGUAGUGUUGCCCAGCUGUCUAACUAACAGACUAACCUGGGGGGCCUCCCUUAUGACCAGGCAGUGUGUGUGUGUGUGUGUGUGCGCGCACGUGUGUGUGUGUCUGUGUGUGUGUGUGUGCUUGCUUGCUUGCACGAGCAUGUGUAUGUGCACAAAUCUUUGUGUGUAAGUGUGUGUUCUUACCUGUGUAUGUACAGUAUACACUAUAUAUAUAUACAAAGUAUGUGGACAACACUUCAAAUAUGUGGAUUUGGCUAUUUCAGGCACACCCGUUGCUGACAGGUGUGUAUAAUGGAGCACACAGCCAUGCAAUCUCCAUAGAGAAACAUUGGCAGUAGAAUGGCCUUACUGAAGAGCUCAGUGACUUUCAACAUUGGAUGCCACCUUUCCAACAUGCCAGUUUGUAACAUUUUUGCCCAACUACAGCUGCCCUGGUCAACUGUAAGUCCUGUUAUUGUGAAGUGGAAAAGUCUAGGAGCAACAACGGCUCAGCCGCAAAGUGGUAGGCCACACAAGCUCACAGAACAGGACCGUCAAGUGCUGAAGCACGUAGCGCAUAAAAAAGUGUCUGUCCUCGGUUGCAACACUCACUACCAAGUUCCAAACUGCUUCUGGAACAAGAACUGUUCAUUAGGAACUUAUGAAGUGGGUUUCCAUGGCCGAGCAGCCGCACACAAGCCUAAGAUCACCAUGCGCAAUGCCAAGAGUUGGUUGGAGUGGUGUAAAGCUUGCCGCCAUUGUACUCUGGAACAGUGGAAUGCGUUCUCUGGAAUGAUGAAUCACGCUUCUCAUCUGUCAGUCUGAUGGACGAAUGUGGUUUGGCGCAUUCCAGGAGAACGCUACCUGUCCCAAUGCAUAGUGCCAACUGUGAAGUUUGGUAGAGGAGGAAUAAUGGUCUGGGGCUGAUUUUCAUGGUUUGAGCCCCUUAGUUCCAGUGAAGGGAAAUCAUAACGCUACAGCAUACAAUGACAUUCUAGAUGAUUCUGUGCUUCCAACUUUGUGGCAACAGUUUGGCGAAGGUCCUUUCCUGGUUCAGUAUGACAAUGCCCUCCAUGCACAAAGCGAGGUCCAUACAUAAAUGGUUUGUCGAGAUCGUGUGGAAGAACUUGACUGGCCUGCACAGAGCCCUGACCUCAACCCCAAUGAACACCUUUGGGAUUAAUUAAAAUUCCGACUGCUAGCCAGGCCUAAUCACCCAACUUCAGUACCCGACCUCACUAAUGCUCUUGUGUCUGAAUGGAAGGAAGUCCCUGCAUGGGGGACCAUCUCCAUAUUAAUGCCCAUGAUUUUGAAUGAAAUAUUCGACGAGCAGGUAGUCACAUACUUUUGGUCAUGUAGUGUAUGUGUGAGUAUGUGUGUGUGGGUGUCCCCUCCUGUGUUAGUGUGUGUCGGGCCUGUGUAUGUUUGCUGUCAGCAGAAGCCUCCUGUUUUAUUUUUAGGUUUCCUCUCCGCGGCAGGCUGACGCCAGACUUCCCUGACCCCUCACCGCCUGUCUCUCUCCUCCUCACCUCCCCUGCCUGUACCCAUCCCUCAGCCUCCCCUAACCCAUUCCUUCCUCCCCUCUCCUCUAUUCCUCCCUCCAUCCUGAUAGCGUUGCUGUCUACCGUGCACCAAAGAGAUGGAGCUACCCCAAACUCCCAAUACAGAGGGAUAUCAUAGGGCAUGGACAGUAAGCCAGAUAAGGCUUAGGAAAGGGAGCCAGAUAAGAAAUGUUACCUCCGUUAUAGAUCCUUACCACUGCGGCCACAACACAUUAUGCAUUUUGCAUGGUCAGGGCUUUCCUCUUCUUGACAGAUUCCUCUGGCCAGUUUGAUCAACCUCAGGCAAGUCCUCCCCCCGACCCCACUGGGGGGUGGAGGGGGGCUAGCUAACACCUUCCAGCAUCACAUCUUAGCACCCCUUCCCUCCCAGUUACAUUCCUACUAACUGUAUGGACUAAGUAACGGUGUCAGUGUGCUUCAGGUUGGCAGUUCAGCAGGUCAAACUGAACAAGUGCGCUCACAUACUCUAUUAGAAGACCAUCACUUGAUAAAUGAGAAAGAAGCAGCAAUAGUACUGUUUGUCCAUUCUGAGACGCUGUAGCCAGAAUACACAAACAAUCCUUACUGUUGUCCAAUCACCAAUGAAGAGGCCUAGACUUCGGGUACCGAUUUCUGCUUGUCUCGAGAAAAAGUUUAGUGUGCCCGAACAACCGAUAAUACCCUUGCCGAAGACCAAAACGAACAAAAACAUCAAAAAAUGUUGUCAUAAUAUAUUCAGUCACUAUUCCAAACUGUUUCAGCUGGGAAGCAUGCAGACGCUUAAUAGGUUCCAGUCCUCCUUCUCUGAGAGUUGAUCAUCUCUGAGAGGAGGCAAUUAGCUGUUUGAUAGCUUCUAAUGGGGAAGGAGGGAGGGAUGGAGGUGAAUGGAGGAAAGUCGAGUGUGGGAGAGAGCUGUGGAAGUGGAGAAUGGAGGAAAGAAAAGGAAGGGAAGGAGGAGGUUGUGGACAGGGUGACUGUCCGUUAGAAGGACUGAUGUUGGAGUGAGUGAAGCUGUGGGAGUGAGGUCAUACCAUUCCAACAUUGGGAGAUGAAGAACAGGCGAGGAGGGACUGAGGGACUGAGGGACUUAGUCUGGGGGGGUCUGGUUGUCUUCUGUACUGAUAUCCAAACCGGAUGUGAAAAGUAACACGCUGUGUCAAGUGUGUGUGUGUGUGUGUGAUUGUAUGUGCGUGCACGUGUGUGCUUGUAUUCACCUAUGAACACACACACUCAUCCUAUUUGUUGAAGUUACUUUGCUAUAUUUUUAUAUGUACAUACAGACUGUUAUUGUAUACAUGUAUGUAUUGUAUUCCUCUUUGUAUUAUGAUUGAUGUUGCUAUGAUUAUUUUCUAUUAUAGUGAACAUUUACCUUGAGUCACAGACCUGGUCAAUACUUCUAACAAUUCUUCUAGAGGUUUUGCACUGUGGAGGAGAAGUUCAUUUACUAUGUGCCACACCUUUUAUGAUGUACCUCAACUUCACUAUUUGCUCCGUGAUUCAUUUCACAAAUACACACACACAAACACAAAUACACACGCAAACAAAUACACACCCAUACACUUCAUGGCCAAUGUGUAAGGCCCAGGUGUAUGUCCUCUCCUCUACAGUCCUUCCCCUGAAGAGCUCUAUCUCCCAGGUGGUCAGGUGUGGAGGGGAAGGGCUCCGUGUGUAGGUAGGUACUGUACUAUACAUGCAUUUCUGCAGGAUAACAACCAACCAACCCUCUCGGGUGCUGUAUGCAGGCUACAAGUUAACCACUAAACUUCCCCAUGUUGUAUUAGUAAGUAUUGCUUUGGUACAAUUGGCAUCUUGUAUGUUGUAAAAUCAUUUAAGGAGAAUAUAUGGACAUAUAUAUACAUAUAUAUAUAUAUAGAAAUCUAUCUAAAUGAAUAUAUUAUAUAUAUUAAAUAUACAUUUCACACUUAUUUUUUUCCGUUGCUGAUAUUACCGAUGCGUCACAGAUAUUUAUUUAAUGGUUGCGAUGAGAGAAAAGUAUUUAUUUGACUGCGGAAGUUGCGAGGAUGAUAUUUUAGGCUUUUUGGUUUGGUUUCUCUUGGAGUGGUGUGGUGGCUGCAGCCCUCAUGGCUAAAGAUAACCAAUAAAAGGUGUUUCCAAACGG
Messenger RNA from Oncorhynchus kisutch (coho salmon), 5550 nucleotides. RefSeq lists its product as uncharacterized. The coding region runs from base 125 to 1105 and encodes 326 amino acids. The transcript is spliced from 3 exons. The record is from RefSeq and is a predicted model, not a curated record. NCBI's taxonomy places the organism in Eukaryota, Metazoa, Chordata, Actinopteri, Salmoniformes, Salmonidae.